UGCAUUUGGGGAAAAGGUGAUGGGAAGCUUGCAGCCGAUGCAGCCGGCGUUUGGAAAAGUUGCUUUUUUAGAUUGGAGAUCUCUCAUAUCCCAACCCUGCGCACAAAAGGAACUUACAAUGGCUACAGUGGAUGGAUGACUAUUUGUCGCAGGGAGGGCUUGGGUUGUGUGGUUCCUGCACAUCGAGGGGUUAGAUUGGAUGACCUUUGGGGUCUUCUCUAUGACUCUAAUUGUCGCCUAUAAAUCUUUGUAAGAGUAACAACAACCUUUUUGCUUCCCCCCCAUUUACCCGAAAAGAAACAAGCCAACAACUUGGUGGACACCUUGAUGAAAUGCACGCCGCACUACAUCCGGUGCAUCAAGCCCAAUGAGACCAAAAGGCCGAGGGAUUGGGAAGAAAGCCGGGUGAAGCACCAAGUCGAGUACUUAGGCCUUCGGGAAAAUAUUCGCGUGCGAAGGGCCGGAUACGCUUACCGUCGGGUCUUCAAAAAGUUCCUCCAUCGGUACGCCAUCCUGACGCGGGAAACGUGGCCGUCUUGGCGCGGGGACGAGAAGCAAGGCGUGGUCCACCUGAUGAAGUCGGUCAACAUGGACCCUGACCAGUACCAACUGGGACGCACCAAGGUCUUCAUCAAGGCCCCCGAAUCCCUUUUCCUUCUCGAGGAGAUGCGGGAGCGCCGUUAUGACGGCUACGCCCGCGUCAUCCAGAAAGCCUGGCGCAAACACGUGGCCGUCCGCAAGUACAUCCAGAUGCGGGAAGAAGCGUCCAACAUUGUCCUGAACAAGAAAGAGCGGCGCCGCAACAGCAUCAACCGCAACUUCAUGGGCGACUACAUUGGCCUGGAGAGCCAUCCCGAAUUGCGGCGUUUCGUGGGACGCAGGGAGCGGGUCGACUUCGCCGAAACGGUUGUGAAAUACGAUCGGCGGUUCAAGACGGUCAAGCGGGACCUGAUCCUGACCCCCAAGUUCCUCUACUUGAUCGGCCGUGAGAAAGUGAAGCAAGGGCCAGAGAAAGGCCUCAUCAAGGAGGUCCUCAAGCGCCAGAUCGAGGUGGAGAGGAUCCAGUCCCUGUCCUUAAGGUAAGGAGGACCAGGGUGGGUCCAGCAAAGCGCCAUCGUUUCUGGCAAGCAUGGCACAAACACCGAACAUUUAGAUGGCUGCUGCUUCUUCUAAGCCCUGCAGAAAGAGACCCUUUUCUGUGGUUCAGAAGCAAUGCCAAAU
Messenger RNA from Sceloporus undulatus (fence lizard), 1221 nucleotides. Its product is annotated as unconventional myosin-Ie-like. Bases 328 to 1083 code for a protein of 251 amino acids. The transcript is spliced from 6 exons. Gene Ontology annotation, cellular component: actin cytoskeleton; cytoplasm; plasma membrane. Gene Ontology annotation, biological process: actin filament organization; vesicle transport along actin filament. Gene Ontology annotation, molecular function: microfilament motor activity; actin filament binding; ATP binding. The record is from RefSeq and is a predicted model, not a curated record. NCBI's taxonomy places the organism in Eukaryota, Metazoa, Chordata, Lepidosauria, Squamata, Phrynosomatidae.